Messenger RNA from Laetiporus sulphureus 93-53, 1657 nucleotides. RefSeq lists its product as uncharacterized. The transcript has 5 exons. Gene Ontology annotation, cellular component: cytoplasm; peroxisome. The record is from RefSeq and is a predicted model, not a curated record. Lineage: Eukaryota; Fungi; Basidiomycota; Agaricomycetes; Polyporales; Laetiporaceae. Bases 54 to 1481 code for a protein of 475 amino acids. Gene Ontology annotation, biological process: post-transcriptional gene silencing. Gene Ontology annotation, molecular function: RNA nuclease activity; CCR4-NOT complex binding; mRNA base-pairing post-transcriptional repressor activity.
UAUCCCCGUCACUACGUGUAGCAUUCAGCCCAUUGAUCAUCUGCAUGUGAAACAUGCCAGGCUCGGAGAAUGUGGCGAUCUUCUGGGAUUAUGAGAACUGUGCGUUGCCCGCGAACGUCGCCGGCAACGUCGUAGUCAACAGCAUCCGGAAGAUUGCUCAUGAGUACGGGAGCGUGAAGACGUUCAAGGCAUACCUUGAGCUGCCUGAGCAGUCGUCUCCGAAGAGCAUCGCUCUACGUUCCGAGCUUCAGCUGUGCGGGGUAUCAUUGAUUGAUUGCCCGCACAACGGGAGGAAGGACGUGGCGGACAAGAUGAUGAUUGUCGACAUGAUGGCAUACGCCAUUGACACACCAGCACCCGCCACGAUUAUCCUCAUCUCGGGUGACCGAGACUUCGUCUAUGCUGUGUCUGUACUAAGUCUGCGGCAGUACCGAUUGGUCAUUUUCGCGCCAACUGCGGCGCACUCGAGCCUGAAGUUGCAGGCUAGCGUAGUACAUGCCUGGCCAGCCGAUGUACUUCCUGAAGAGCUCUUGACAACCAAACCCCGCACAUCGGUGUCCAGCGGCAGCUCCGAAUAUCCGCGUUCGCGAAGUGAUUCCAAUGCAAGGUACGCGCCGCAGGUGGCGCAGCCAACAGCCGUCCGUGCCUUCGCAACGCAAUCGCCACCAGUCACUCGUAAGGAUUUGCAUGAUCGUCCAUCCUACAGUACAAUAGCGGCGAACUUCUCCGUCCCUCCUUGGGUGCCGUUUGAUCCAUUGGGCCCGUUCAAGAAUUCCCCGCCACCGUCGGUCACGCCUCUCACCGAUAGCACAGCGGUCGAAUCAGAAUCAGAUGGUCCGUCUAGUUCAUCUGUCGACGGAAAUCCGUCUCCGGGCUACUUUACUCUAUUCUCUCGAACACCAGGACGGACUUUUGCGGCUGCAAACGCACAAGCCCCAUUCGAAUUUGGGACGAGUGUGCUCAACCAAGACCAAUCACACUCAUCGCAGCAAAUUGCGCAUGCCAAGGUCUCGGCAACAACAGCGAUGUCGCCAUCGUCCGAGGCGUCAUUUCAGCAACAGCCAUCUCAGCUCGACGCGAGCGAUUCUGUACUUGAGAGCUUUAUUGCGCAAGCCUGGGGUAACGGGGCAUCUGCAUCUGCAUCUUUGGAUGCGGAUGACUCCACACCUUCCAAGAAGGUGCCGGCCCACUUCAAGGCUCUGGUAAAAGUCUUGAAACAACAAUUGAAGGACGGCAACAAGAAGGUGUCAUACUCCGAUCUGGGCACCUUGCUUCGCCAAGAGUCGUCGAUGUUGUACGAGAAGGCAGGCGUGACCAAGCUGAAAGACUACACCGCCUUGGCGGAGGAAGCUGGCGUAGUAGUUGUGAAGGAGAACAGGUACGGACCAGGAGGGGUCGAUGGCCAGAAAUGGGUGUCGCUCCAUCCCCGACUUUUGAAGACGACGCCUGCGGUGGUGCCAUCCUCGAUGGACGAAUGGUGAGGUUUGCACGGUUGAGACCAACUUCUUUCGGCUGAAUUCGAGCUAGGUUCUAUAUGGCUCGCCAUGGAACGAGCAAGUAGAUUUGUACAUGCUUGCUUGUAUCAAAAGAAGGCAGCCAUAGAAUUGAUUGUAAUGGAUGUACCAUAAGAGCAGCGGCGGAGUAUGCACUGGGCCCA